AUGCCUGGAACACUGCACGAUCAAUUGGCAUACAAACCACAACUCCUCAAAUUCGGCACCAGUGGUCGCCGUGGACUAGUCAUUGACCUGACGCAGCUAGAGAUAUAUACCAACGUGCUCGCCGAGGUCCGCUAUCUCCAGUCUCUGCCGCUGACUGAAGGCGGUAUUCAACCCGGAGAUAAUUUUUACUAUGCUUACGACUUACGACCUAGCUCUACAAAGUAUGUAGAAAACAACCGGGGCGGUCUCUGUCAAGCCGUGGAGCAAGCCCUUAAGGAUGGCGAUAUGCGUCCAUUGAAUUUAGGAGCUAUCCCCACGCCAGCCCUCACAAAUUUUGCUAUUCAAAAGGGAAAAGGCAGCAUUAUGGUAACGGGAAGCCAUAUACCCUUUGACCGUAAUGGCUAUAAGCUGAACACCAGCAAAGGAGAGCUUAUGAAAAAGGACGAACAGCCGAUUAAUGAAUUGGUGGCUAUUACCCGGGAAAAGCUGAUGGCACAGCCGUUUUCUGAGUCUCUUUUUGAUGAGCAGGGCAUGUUAUGCAGCAAGCCUUUAGAUUUGGAGCCUGUUUCACAUGAGGCUAGAAGUGCCUAUAUCGAACGGUUUUUAGAUUUCUUCGAAGGGGAGACUCUACAGGGAGUGACGGUUGUGGCAUAUCAGCACUCAGCCGUCGGUCGUGAUCUCUUGGUAGAAAUUUUCGAAAAGUUUGGCGCCAAAGUGAUUCCCUCUGGAAGAAGUGAAACAUUUGUACCCAUUGAUACCGAAGCUAUCGAUCAAGCUCAGCUGGAUGUCGUUCAAAAGUUAUAUGACGAAGCUGGCGAGUCAUCAAUCGACGCUGUCGUCUCUACUGACGGCGACAGUGACCGUCCGCUCAUCCUUGCACCCCGAGACGACAAGUUGUGCUUCUUCGGUGGCGAUCUCUUGGGCAUGAUAGUCGCACAAUAUCUCCGUGCUGAUGCUGCAGUCGUCCCAAUUAGCGCAAAUGAUGCCAUUGACCACGGAUCUCUGGCCAGAAUCACAGAACCAAAGACCAAAAUCGGCAGUCCCUACGUUAUUGCAGGCAUGCAGCUAGCACUCGACAAAGGCCGUAGCCAUGUCUGCGGCUGGGAGGCUAAUGGUGGCUUUCUCACUGGCUCCGACAUAAACCGCAAUGGAAAAGUACUAUCGGCACUACCCACACGCGAUGCCAUGCUACCUUUGCUUUGUGCUUUGUUCGCGGCAAAGAACCAGCAAAUGGCGCUUCCAGACCUUUUUGCUACCCUACCCAAAAGGUAUAGUCGUGCUGCGCUUCUAAGAAAAUUUCCCCGAUCAACAAGUCUCAAAAUCAUAGAGCGAUUUUCUCCUCCAGAUGCGAUCACGAUGGAUGUCUCCUUUGAUGUAUCUGGAGAUAUAACACUUCGGGACUCGAACAAUACUCAGCUUCAUGUCACGGAAGCUCAAGUCGAUACGAUUAAAGAGAUCCGCAGCAAGCUGGAAACUAUUUUUUCGUCUGAACGCGGAUUUGGUCCCAUCGUACGAAUCAACUAUACCGAUGGCGUGCGCAUGUAUUUUGGUAACGGUGAUGUUGCUCAUUUCCGGCCCUCCGGCAACGCCGAUGAGCUACGUAUAUACGCUAUUGCCAAUCAGCAGGACCGUGCUGAUGAAAUUGCUGUGCAGGGUGUUGCUGAGCCUGAUGGCUUGUUAAGACGUCUACAGAGGAUCGUUUAG
This is a messenger RNA of Talaromyces amestolkiae, 1704 nucleotides long. RefSeq lists its product as uncharacterized. Gene Ontology annotation, biological process: carbohydrate metabolic process. The coding region runs from base 1 to 1704 and encodes 567 amino acids. The record is from RefSeq and is a predicted model, not a curated record. Gene Ontology annotation, molecular function: magnesium ion binding; phosphomannomutase activity. NCBI's taxonomy places the organism in Eukaryota, Fungi, Ascomycota, Eurotiomycetes, Eurotiales, Trichocomaceae. The transcript has a single exon.